Messenger RNA from Coregonus clupeaformis (lake whitefish), 6020 nucleotides. RefSeq names its product metal transporter CNNM4. The coding region runs from base 74 to 2938 and encodes 954 amino acids. Gene Ontology annotation, biological process: transport; magnesium ion homeostasis. The record is from RefSeq and is a predicted model, not a curated record. Gene Ontology annotation, cellular component: plasma membrane. NCBI's taxonomy places the organism in Eukaryota, Metazoa, Chordata, Actinopteri, Salmoniformes, Salmonidae. Gene Ontology annotation, molecular function: transmembrane transporter activity. The transcript has 12 exons.
UUCCAAGAGCCAGCGUAAAAACACUAACCACGUGACCAACUCAUCGCCGAAGUCCCUCUGCAGCUCAUUCAGCAUGAUGGCUGCUGAUGCUGCGGCAGCUUCAUCCUCAACACACCGAUCCGCACUUCAUUCCUGCAGCCUACUGUUGUUUAACUUCUCUAUCCUUCUCAUCCUCGUAUUCUUUCUCCCAGCCCCAGCGAAGGGAUUGCUUGGUGUCCGCCCAGAGAACACUAAAGCCGGGGAGCUGUCUGUACAAGACGGGCUGCUCCAGGCGACCGAGGGGACGCGGUUCAUGCUGCGGGUUUACUACGCAGCAUUCUCGGUUACACAGAGAGCCCACAACCGCUCUGGGAGCGAGAGACCAGAGGCUGCAGCUGCCGCACCAUGGAUCGCCUUCAUAGAGGAGCCAGGAGGAGAGAGAGGAGAGGGGGAGAGUAUGGUCCAUCCCAAACGGAACCCGUGCGUGGACGAGCAUGCGCGGAGUUCUGACAUCGAACUCCUGGGUUCCUUCAGGUCUGCAUCCAGCCACAACUCCGUUCUAGUGGAGCUGCUCGCCAAAGACCUGCGCAAAGAUGAGCGGAUCAAAUACUACUCCAUUUGCGCGUUUGAUGGGGUGAAGUGGGAACAUUUCACCACCAGAGACUUCUGGCUAGCGGUGGUGGAGCGACCCCCGCAAGCGGACGUGUGGCUCCAGUUGGUGGUGUCAGUGUUGCUACUGGGUCUCUCUGCGCUCUGCAGUGGGCUGAACAUCAGCAUGCUCGCCCUGGAUCCCGUUGAGCUCCGGGUCCUCCAAAACAGUGGCACCGAGAAGGAACAAAAAUACGCGCACAAGAUCGAAUCUGUACGUAAACAUGGCAACUACAUCCUGUGUACUGUGGUGCUGGGCAACGUGCUGACCAACACCUGUUUCGUAGUGUGGAUGUGCCAGAUUAUAGGGAUGACUCCCACCUCCCUUGCUACCUGCACUUUCGGUAUAUUCUUUAUAGGAGAGAUCCUGCCUCACUCUGUGGCGUCCAGACACAGCCUCGCCAUCGCCUCCAAAACCAUCUGGGCCACCCGGCUUCUAAUGCUGGUCUCCUUCCCCAUCUCCUACCCCGUCUCCAAGCUCCUAGACAUCAUGCUUCACCAGGAGAUCAGUAAUUUCUACACCAGAGAGAAACUGGUUGCCAUGCUGCGCGUCACAGAUCCCUACCACGAUUUGGUCAAAGAGGAACUCAACAUCAUCCAGGGCGCUCUGGAGUUACGCACCAAGAACGUAGAAGAAGUUCACACUCCGCUGGCGGACUGUUACAUGCUCUCCUCAGAUGCUGUUCUAGACUUCUGUACUAUGUCUGACGUCAUGCAGAGCGGGUUCACCCGGAUCCCGGUCUAUGAGAAUGACAGAUCCAACAUCGUUGAUAUCCUGUUCGUCAAAGACCUGGCGUUCGUGGACCCGGAUGACUGCACCCCGCUGAAGACCAUCACCCAGUUCUACAAACACCCAAUGCACUGUGUGUUCAGCGAUACCAAACUGGAUGUAAUGCUGGAGGAGUUCAAGAGAGGUAAAUCCCAUCUGGCUAUAGUCCACAGGGUGAAUAGUGAAGGGGAGGGAGACCCCUUCUACGAGGUCCUGGGAAUCGUUACUUUGGAGGAUGUUAUCGAAGAAAUCAUCAAGUCUGAGAUUGUGGAUGAGACAGACCUCUACAUUGAUAAGAGGACUAAGAGGCGCGUGUCUCACCAUGAGAGGAAGCAACACGACUUCUCCAUCUUUAACCUGACAGAGAACGAGAUGAAGGUGAAGAUGUCUCCUCAACUGCUGCUAGCUACACACCGCUUCCUGGCCACAGAAGUGGAGCCCUUCAGGCCAUGUCAUCUCUCAGAGAAGAUUCUCCUUCGUCUGAUCAAACACCCCAGUGUCGUUCAGGAACUAAAGUUUGACAGAAAGAACAAACGAGCACCACAGCACUUCCUGUAUAUGAGGAACAAACCUGUCGACUACUUUGUCCUGGUUCUACAGGGUAAAGUGGAGGUGGAGAUUGGUAAGGAGGCUCUUCGUUUUGAGAACGGAGCUUUCUCCUACUAUGGCAUGCCAGCCCUCAUACCACCACUACCUAUAGUCAACAGGUUUGGUUCUGGUAGCAGUGGGUUGAACCAGUCAGAGUCUGUCCUAUCAGGAGGCAGUGUGGGUCAGCUGAGUAUAGGAGGGGGAGCAGUCUACCUACCUGACUUCUCUGUCAGACAACUCACUGACCUACAGAUUAUAAAGAUCUCGAGGAACCACUACCAGAAUGCUCUAACAGCCAGUCUUAUGGACAGUGUACCCCAGACCCCCGAUCCCGACGGGAGACCCACCAUCCCUGAGACCCGCUCCCACAGCAUCGCCCUGCCCCUGACACACACAUACACACACCUUCGACCUGUCCUGGAACGACACACACACACAGAGGACAACACUGGACCACUCACCUCACAGCUCAACGAGAGGAACCGCAUCGUCCGCAGUAAGUCAGACGGACAGAGGAGUCCCAGUGAUUCAGUGUUCCUACGGAUGGAUGACAUACCCUACAUCCAAGAGGACCGACUGAAAGAUCGUCAGGAAGACCACCCAGAUAAGCGACUAGAGGAGAGACCGGAAGACCUCCCGGAAGAUAGAACGGAAGACCGUCCAGAAGACCGCCAGGAAGACUGUCCCGAAGGCCGUCUGAAAGACCGGCUGGAAGACCGGCCGGAAAACUGGCUAAUAGAACGUCCAGAAGGCCAGCUGGUAGAAAUUCCGGAAGACCAACUGGAAAGCCAAGAAGGGAAUGAUGCUGUUCCUGUGGAGUCAGAUAUCAUCUGUUCUCUAUCUGGCUCAGAGGAGACACUUGGGAAGAAGCUGCUACGUAAACUGAGUAACAAGAAGAGGAAAAAGUCCCGGGAUGGUGAGAAGAGUGUGGAGCAGCUAUCUGUGACCACCUAGAACAAUGCCAGAUAGAGAAGAGACAGCAGAGAAGACCUAGCACAGAGAAAGAUAGAGAAUAGACUGGCUCUGUUUCUCUCUCACUUCCCCCCCUCUGUCUCCUACCCACUGGGAACUGGGUUAGAGAUUUGGUUGGGACCAGACUCUAGUAUUUGUCAAUAGACGUCCAGAACCUCAAGAUCUCUCUCUGAACGGUCCACUCCCCAGACCCAACCCUAACCCCUGGAUACCCUCUGUCCACUCCCCCAGACCCAACCCUAACCCUGGAUACUCUCUGUCCACUCCCAGACCCAACCCUAACCCUGGAUACCCUCUGUCCACUCCCCAGACCCAACCCUAACCCCUGGAUACUCUCUGUCCACUCCCAGACCCAACCCUAACCCUGGAUACCCUCUGUCCACUCCCCAGACCCAACCCUAACCCUGGAUACCCUCUGUCCACUCCCCAGACCCAACUCUAACCCUGGAUACCCUCUGUCCACUCCCCAGACCCAACCCUACCCCUGGAUACCCUCUGUCCACUCCCCAGACCCAAACAUAAACCCUGGAUACCCUCUGUCCACUCCCCAGACCCAACCAUAGCCUCUGUAUACCCUCUGUCCACUCCGCAGACCCAACCAUAGCCUCUGUAUACCCUCUGUCCACUCCGCAGACCCAACCCUAACCCUGGAUACCCUCUGUCCACUCCCCAGUCCCAACCCUAAGAAAUCUGAAUGCACUAGCAACACUUUGAAAAGUUUAUGUAAUUAUACUUUCCUGUGGAUAUAUUGUUUCACAUUCCUGACUGCAAAAGGACCAACCGCAUUGACAACCGGUAAAGUUAAAAUAUCAUUUUAUUCAACAUUCUGGCUUGUAGAGGUUGUGAGAGGAAACGUUCCUGAACCAAACGCUCAUUUCUGCCAGAUGUAGAAUUCAAUGAAAUUCAAUGUCGGGUUUCCAGGCUAGCUGGGUAACAGACUACUGAAACAUUAUGACUUUAAUUAAUUGAUGUACUUUACUGUGUGUUUCUGUUGAGUUACCUUUCAUCCACCCAUCUCUACUGUGCUAGAAGAGUCUGAAGAGGAGGCAGAAGAAACUAAAUGAAGAGAAUAAUAAGAGGUCUAGAUCUGAGACAUCUUUUUUAUUGCACAACCAAGAAGACAACAAUUUCUGUAUUCUACCAUCAGACAGUUUCUUAUUGCCAAGUGCUUUCUGCACAGGGAACUGCCAGUGUUCUGAUAACACAAAAGGAAGAAACAGCCAACACACACCAGCCAUGAGAACAAGCACAAUGUCUACAACCACUGUCGUUUCUUUAUCCCAUGUGGCCACUGGAUGAUAAAAAAAGAAAUGCACAAACAGUCUAGUCUCAAGCAAAAACACAAACACACACACACAUAAACUUAGUGAAAAAGCCAUAUAGUAACUAACAAACGGAGCUCCAACAAACCUGCCACCUUAAAGAAGGGAUAUGCAAUAUUCACAAUCCCAAAAACGCACGUUACGUGUUACCUAGAUUUGAACAGGUAUUUUAUUAUGAUUUGAUAAUAUAAUAUGAUGAUUUUAUAUAUUUAUGAUGAUUUGGUGAUCAGAUUUGAUUAUUUGAUUUAUAAUAUGGUGAUUAAUUGGUUUUAUCUGUAAUGAAUAGGUUGUUUAAACAGCAUGUACCUAGAAAACCUCCUGUCACUCCUGCCUGCCAUAUCAUCUCCUUUAUCAUCAUAAUGUAGAUAGACACACUAAAUGUGCCAUCUCCAUAUCACCACCACAGAAAGCAGUCACCAUAAGUGUGAUAUUUCAGUAGGUAACAGUUGUAACACCCUAUCUGUGUAUAGCCCCAUGAUGAAGUGAAGUGUUACUCCCACAUGCAUGACAUUACUACAGAUGCAAACACAACAGGUUAACAAUUCUCUUUGAAGAGACCCCUCCAGGGACACACAAGGGCAUAGGAACACAGGGGGCUGGGAGCUUCUGGGAUGAGAGGCUGCGGCUACAGGAGCCAGGGGGCUAGGGGUGUUGGGUUUUUACAGUGACACAGGAGCUGGGUGUAUGGAGGGCACUGCUUACUGCUUUCCCAGUAGAAUAUGUCCCUAUUUAAGGACAACGCCUUGGGCUAGGUACUCAGCUUGACACAGACAGGAGCAUGACGCAAACCUGUGAGAUGUAGUUUGAUGGGGGGGUUGUAGUGUAUAGAAAUCUGAUAAGCAAUACAUAAGCAUGAGAAAAAAAUACCUGAGUCUAAUAUUAGCUGACAGCUGCACAGAAUAUAGUUAGAGCAUCAUGAUAGUGUAACAUGCUCAAGGACAGACACCCCUGCAAAGUCAGCCAGGCACAGAUGAAAAUAUGCAUACUGUUUUAUAGGAAUGUAUGCCAAUGUACACAGGGGUUCAUAGUUAGAGAUGAAAAGAUGUACAGAGAGAGAUUAAGUUUUAUAGUGCCCUUUAUUAUAUAGGUGGUCAGACAAUGGGCUUUGUCCUAUUAAUCUGUAGCAAUAAUAAUUCCCUAGAACCUGCCUGGGACCAUCACUAUUCCCUAUUGGUUAGCUGCUAUUAGGCUGGGCUUAGUGAGUUGCUCUUUAUUGCACAAUACUGACAGAUGACUGAUUUACUGAGAGCAUAGAGGGCGAGUGGGAGGGAAGAAGAAAGGGAGGGAAAGAGAGGGGGAGGGAGGAAAGGAGAGACAGAAUGGAAAGUGAGCACUGCACGGAAGGUGGGAGGAGACGUGACGCAGUCUGACGUCAAGCCACUGCCUUCGUUGACGCACGCAAACACACGCAUACAGCACUGAACUGCUUUACACAAGGACACCCCCCCCACACAUACACAAACACACACAUGCAUACAGCACUGAACUGCUUUACACAAGGACACCCCCCCCCACACACAUACACAAACACACACAUGCAUACAGCACUGAACUGCUUUACACAAGGACACCCCCCCACACACACAAACACGCACAGCACUGAACUGCUUUACACAGAACACCCCCCCUCACACACACGCAUACAGCACUGAACUGCUUUACACAAGGACACCCCACACACACACACACACACACACAGCACUGAACUGCUUUACACAAGGACACCCCCCCACACACACACA